AUGAAGUCGGCCGCACCCAUCGCGGCGGUGCUCGCCUCGGCGGCGUCCACGGGCUGGGCCCUGGUGCUGCCCGCCGCCGACGCAAACCGCGGCUGCUCAAACGUGUCCCACGACGUGCUCGGCAACUCGUUCUGCAGAGAGGUCGAGCAGAUCACGUACACGGGCCUGGCCCACAAGGGCAGCUACCAGGCCGUCACGUCCAUGGGCGACUCUGCGGAUCAGUGCGGAAGGCAGAGCAAAGAAUACAAUUCGUCGCUCGGGGUGUUUGAGGAGGAGCUCUCGAUCCACAUCCGCGGCCCCUUCAAGCUCAACCAGAUGGCCGUGUACAACUUCGGCUGCGUCAACGAGACAUGGCACCGCGUCUCCUACUACAACGCCUCCACGCAGGAGGCCGACAACCUCGUCUUCCUGGGCAACUACGGCGGCCAGGGCUCUGGCGAGUUUGAUUUCGUAUGGGGCAACUCCCUCUCGUACAUCAACGCCGACGCCACGGCGGGCUCCGAGACGCCCGAGAUCCUCGCCGACGUUGAGAUCCCGUCGAACAAGGAAUUCACCGUCUUUAGCGGCCAGAAGUGCAACGGGGCCUGCGGCUUCUCUCGCGUCGAGGACGUCGCGUACCACGGCUUCGGAGGCGGCAACAAGGCCUUCCUCUUCGACUUCCAGAUGCCCCUCGACAACACCACGGGCUUCAACGCCGACAUGCCCGCCCUCUGGGCCCUCAACGCCAACAUCCCCCGCACCGCGCAGUACAACAAGUGCAGCUGCUGGCCCACCUGCGGCGAGUUCGACAUCUACGAGGUCCUGGCCUCGGGCGACAGCAGGUGCAAGAGCACCUUCCACGCCGCCCGCCGCGGCGGCACCUCCGACUAUUUCGCCCGCCCCUCCGGCCACGCCAUCAAGAUCGCCGUCGUCUUCAGCGCAAAAGCCGAGGCCGUCUCCGUCCGCGUCCUCGACUACGACACCGUCUUUGGGCACCACUUCACCGACGCGACCGUCGAUGGCUGGCUCGAGGGCCCCGUGGACCGCACGGCCGUCAGCACGUUCCGCGUUACCGAAUGA
Molecule: messenger RNA, 1059 nt
Organism: Purpureocillium lilacinum
Lineage: Eukaryota; Fungi; Ascomycota; Sordariomycetes; Hypocreales; Ophiocordycipitaceae
Product: target of Sbf
Cellular component (GO): fungal-type cell wall
Source: RefSeq, a predicted model, not a curated record